AUGGCGAGAUAUUAUGUCAUCGUGAAACGCGGGACGGGCAAGUUCGGCGACAAGUGCGACACCAACAGCGACUGCCGCUUCGAGGGCUCCAUAUGCGACGGCAAGGCGAAGACGUGUCGCUGCUCGCCGGACCUGCCCGCCACCAACCACAUCGACAAGUGCGGCAAGCCGGCGGCGGUCAACGAGUCGUGCUUCUUCAACGACCAGUGCGAGCAGCACCUCCUGGCCACCGAGUGCCGCGACAGCCGCUGCGUCUGCCGCUUCGAGAGGACCCCCGUCGUCAACCAAGACGGCAGCCUGGAGUGCGUCGUGAUGCAGCAGCCGGAGCCAGAGCUGCCCGGCAUCGACCCCACCAUGAUCGGCGUCCUGGUCGGCAUGGGGCUCAUGUUCAUCACACUGUGCGUCGUCAUGAGGCUCUUCAGCCAGGCCAGGUGGCGAGACAACCGCACCAUCUUUAACACGCCCAAUCCUCGGCUGAUGAACGCGUCCCUGCUCAAGCAGGACAAGCACAAGGACGAGCGCCGGGGCUCGCGUGGCUCGGUGCGAGGGCCCUCCAGGCAGCCUUCCAUGGCCUCGCUCAGGCCCCACUCACCGGGCGCCAACGGGUCGCGUCAUGGCUCGCGUCCCGAGUCCGCGGGCAGCUCCAACGCCUCCGCGACGUCCACCAAGUCCCUCAAGUCGCCCACCAUGCACGCGGGCAGUAGCGUGCAGUCGCCCAUCCUGGAGAGCGUCACCGUCGAGGUCCAGGAUCAGGAGGACGAGGCACACCAGCACCAGCGGGCCUAGGGCCGCCUCCAGAAGCGCUUCAAAGGGCAUGAGCAACCUAGUGAGUCCAGCUCAUGAGUGGAAUGCAGAGUGGUGCCACCCACAGCAAAGAAUAAUCAAAACCUUGCAAAUCCAAUAUUUUCGACCAGUUAUGCUUUGUACGUUUUAAGGUAACGGGAAAUCAAAAAUAAUGUGGCAGUCUUGAAACCGAAAAGUUACAGAGUUGCAAGGAAGCAGGAAAAUGUAAGACCGUAUGUGGUUAAAUAUUAGCAAUAAUUCUUAAUACUGUCUCGACUGUCUUACUCUCCUAUAUUCAUUGUAAUAUGAAAUUCUAAGCUUGUUUUAGGAAGACGAUUUCUUCUAGUGAUAGUGGAUAAUAAUGUUGGGAACGGAGACUAAUUCACUUCUUCCUUGAGACCAGAAUUGAAUGGUGACUUAUUUCUUCUACAAAUUCAAACAAAAUCAAACAGUCCAUAGACGAGUGAUUUAUUGGGGAUUCCCUGACCAAAUUUUCAUAGCACAACGGAGUCUUGUUUAAAAUUUGCUGUAUGCAUCUACACAUAUUGGUCAUACUAUGGUUAAGUGACACCAAAAUUACGCGCUGUGAUUUUGCAAUACUUCUAAAGGUUUGGUGUGUUAGGAACUGUCACACGAAUCUAUCCUUCUUUUUGACAGGGUUUUUUGAAUUUUUUGAUAGUUUUCGAGGCGAGAUUCCAUAAUGUUCAUCCUUCCAAAUAGGUCUUUCUUUUGGGUGUAGUAUAAGUCAUGGCAUUUGAAACAGGAACAAUAGAGAGCAGUUUGUCAAAAGCUGCUGCAAUGCAAGAUUUUGGGAAACUCAAACAGAAAAUUACUACGAUCGCAUUCUAAUCCCUUGGGGUACUUGCCAAAAACUUUUUGUUGAGAUCUUGUCUGUUUGGAAUGGAUGUCCGAGAGGUGCAAAACGAAAUGGGACCAUGCCUAGUUCUUCGUUCACAAAAUUAGAUUGAUAAAGUGCGAAAAACGGGUUUUAGGCGUCCGGCCCAUCGAUGGCCUAUGAAAACGUUGGGAUUUACAGUGGACACGCAAUAAGAUAUUACCGUUUUCCAGUCCCCAGGUUAAAAUAUACGAAAGCUCAAGGCAUUUCAGCAGUUUUUCUGGCUCCGAGUCUGUUAAACAGCUCUCCAUAUUAGUCCAGUUCCUAACCGUAUCUUCAAAUUUAUUUCCGCCUUAGUGUCUUCUCUUUCUACUCUCGUACCCAAACACGGCAGAACGCUGUCGCAGAAUAAGCUGCUGUCGUCUCUGUAAGGUCGCCUAUUGCUGCGUGGUUCGACCUAGGGCCUUUCGUGGGAUAUUUGCGCGAUAUAGGCCGCCAAUUGCCCACAAGAGCUGGGCGGACAGAGGGGGCCAUAAAACUGUCUUGUUUUGAUAAAACCUGGUGGUGAACAGAAAUGGGGGAGUCGAAAUUACCUUCUCCUUUCUCUCACUUCACCUUUUUUUAGAAGAUACUAUUGACCAUAAAAAGUGAUUUUGCAAAACUUUCAUACUAGCUUCUGGAUUGAAACGCCAAUUAUUGCAACUAGGGGCCUAAUUCAUAGUGUGAAUGUGAUUAUGCGCCCGUAUACACUGUCAAAAAUUUUACAAUAAAAUACCAAAAAACUUACGGAGUGCCCUGUGUCUUUCUGUAAGGGCAAUCACUCCUUUAAUUUUCUGAUGAUUAGUUUUUGACAGUGUUUUCUCGCCGGGGCUUUGAGAGGCGCGGCAUGGCGAGGCAUGGCGAGGGAAAUCGUAUGAUUGAGAGUGGUCCCGUAGCGUACAACGCAAGACGGCGUUCACGAGAGCCCGGAUCCAGGGUUGUUCUUCGUCUGGGAAACCAACUGGUCUUUGGUCAUCACAAUAAACUGGGAAGGGGUGAUCGCGAACACGUAGUCAUUAAACUUGGUAACUCGCAGAGAGAGAGGUUAAUUAGCAAUACUUAAGAUUUCGUGUAUCUAUGCCUACGGGCAAGCACCGAUUUCUCUAUAAAUAUUUAUCUUAUGUCUACACUACUCUUUCUACUUCAUAGAACUGCACGGAAAAAAAUUCACGUUUCACUAUACACAUACGCAGUGUCUUAACGCUGCUCGCACUUAAAUUACUACCUUUAAAAUUAUUUUAAUGACUUUAGCAUUGUAGCGAGCUUAGGUUUCUAAGCCAGUUUUUAGUAAUGAGUGAAUAUUAUGAAUGCAUUUUUUCUCUUUUCAUAGGAUUAAGGUACUACAGGGUUGACACCCAGAAUAUUCUUGCCUUAAAAUUACUUCAUACGAGAGUUCUCUACUACUACAGUUAAAAGCACACUUUACUUCUUAACACACUAUAUUUUAAUUCAUUAUUUAAUACUUUUAAUCAGCAGUUUUGUAUUUACUCUCCUCUAUAUUUUUUACUUUGUAUCGAGUUAUUGUCUUGUCUUAUUUGGAGAUAUGUGUAGUUUUGUAUGCAGAAAUCAGAAAAUUGGGGAAGAUUUUCUGAUUUCAAAGUACUUUGUAGUUUUAUAAGACCUUUUAAUAUGCGAUUUCCUCCUGCUCUGUGUGCUCUGAGCAUUCCGGCGUUCUCCGCUCGCUCUUGCGGUGAGUCUGACCCGGAAUGCAGGAUGCACUGACCUUGUGUGACCAGAGUCACAAUUCGUCACUCUUGCGAAUUUGUGAACGCUCUUCUCGCUACUUUUGUGAUACCAUCAUAGAGACGAACACAGUGGUGACCUCAUAGUUUGUUACCUUCUUUCUGCUCAAUCUUUGUGCGUGCCCUGCUGGCCCGCCGGCCCUGUGCGAACAGCAUGCUAGUGUGAAUGUGUAAGCGCUUGCGCGUGAGAGUGAAAGAGAAAGAGAGAACGUGGCUAGUCAAAUCCUUUAUCUUAUAAGUCUAGUAUUUAGACCUUUCUAUGCCCUGAACUUCGCUACUGUUCCAUCAUGUUUUUAAAACUGAUCUCUUGUAAACAGUACUUUAGGUAUAAAUAAUCCAUCACAUCUACCAUUACAUCUAUUAUUGUACUUCUGAAAUUUAAUGUUUCUAUCAUGUACUUCUUCCAUACCUAAGAAUUAUUUUCCUAUCUUAGCUCCCUAGUUCUGCUAGAAUUUUUUUCUUUUUACUGCCGAUGCUCUUUAGACAGAAACGAAACGUAACACUUCAAAGUGAAACAAUUUUCCCUGUCGAACUUGAAAUAUUGGGGAAGAUAUUCGGGUCCGUAUCACGGAAAAUUUUAACAAAUAUGUGUUGAUUGACUAAACUAUUCCUAUUGCGUCUGUUGGUUAAACAAGGCGAUAAAUAUACCUUACUGACUUUAGCUUUCGCUUACCACGCAGUUCUUCUGAAGACAUAUCCUAAUUGCCCGACUUUGCACCCAACUCUUAGCUUAUUGGAGGUUCCACUCGGACAGAGUGAAAAUCUACAUGUGUAGAAUUAGCCAGGCGUCGCAACCAACUAUUGUUUUUAAUAAUAAUAAAAAUAAUAAUACUCUUUCGCUA
Messenger RNA from Frankliniella occidentalis (western flower thrips), 4241 nucleotides. RefSeq lists its product as uncharacterized. NCBI's taxonomy places the organism in Eukaryota, Metazoa, Arthropoda, Insecta, Thysanoptera, Thripidae. The record is from RefSeq and is a predicted model, not a curated record. The transcript is spliced from 7 exons. The coding region runs from base 1 to 786 and encodes 261 amino acids.